AUGGCAAGCUCAGUACUAAAGAACCCCCAGGUUCAACCAUCAGAGAACACUACCAGAUGUAAUACCGAUACCGCGUGGAAUAAAGCAUCCAAAGCUGCUGGCUUGGCUUGUAUCUUCAAAAACAACACGGGAAUUGAGGUUCACAGAGCCUCCUGGAACCAAGAUUUCGUCACUUCACCGCUAAUGGCUGAGGCGAUGGCGGUUCGAUUGGCCCUUCUCACGGCAGCAUCUCUGGAUAUCUUCGAUCUUCAGGUCCGCUCCGAUAACCAAACGGUCCUUAGAGCUAUCACUCGUAAACAACAGAUCAAAGAGAUCUACGACAUCUUAGCUGAUAUCAACCGUCUUUCUCUUUCGUUUGCUUCUCUUUCUUUUGUGUUUACCCCCUGUUCUGAGAAUGCGGAAGCUGAUGGGCUUGCCAAAAGCUCCCUCAGAUUAUUUCUUUCUAUAAGUGGGCCUCCUAUAGGCUGA
Brassica napus (rape) is the source of this 468-nucleotide messenger RNA. RefSeq lists its product as uncharacterized. The record is from RefSeq and is a predicted model, not a curated record. Bases 1 to 468 code for a protein of 155 amino acids. The transcript has a single exon. Lineage: Eukaryota; Viridiplantae; Streptophyta; Magnoliopsida; Brassicales; Brassicaceae. Gene Ontology annotation, molecular function: RNA-DNA hybrid ribonuclease activity; nucleic acid binding.